Molecule: messenger RNA, 1855 nt
Organism: Schizophyllum commune H4-8
Lineage: Eukaryota; Fungi; Basidiomycota; Agaricomycetes; Agaricales; Schizophyllaceae
Exons: 2
Coding region: 30-1478 (482 amino acids)
Source: RefSeq, a predicted model, not a curated record
CGCCGUCAUCGAGAACAGCUUUUUGCACCAUGGUGCCUCGGCAUCCUAUGCAUUGCCAGUCCGUGGACGAGCUCAUCGAGCGUGCGGCGUCGGUCGCGAACCUCGCCAUGCUGCGAUCAUACGCCAUACUACCCCCCAUCCAGAUCGCGACGAUCAAGGCUUUCACUCCCCUCUUGGAGUACGAGCUUAUAUGUGCUCCCACGAGCGACGCCCUCGCUCGCAAGAAGAUCCUGGCACAGCUAAACAUCAACCGUUCCAUCCUCGCUCCCAUCCGCCAUCUACCCAUCGAGCUCUUGUCCUAUACGUUCCUCCUCGUAAUGCAAGAGUACCCUUUGCGUAAUCUGCAGGCUUCUAUCACCAUCUCGCAGGUCUGCAGCACCUGGCGCACCGUUGCGCGAAGGCAGGGGGAACUAUGGACACGAGUAAUCGUGGAGAAUCUGGGCGACUUCGGUGAAUAUUGCGAGAAUUUCCUUCCUAUGACCAAGCAAGCGCCGCUCGAGCUACGAUGUGAUAAUGGCGAGAUCCUAUGGGACUUGUGGGAUAGCAUUGCGUCAUAUGCGUCUCGCUGGCGUCGCCUGAAGCUCGAGGGUCGCCUUAGCACGUUACCAAAUUUGAAGGUCCUCUACAUGGAGAAUCUGGAGCGGUUAAUUAUUGACGCGUACGACGCGCCCAUUUCUGCGGAUCUUAGCGCCCUCGACUUCGUCGUCGCGCCACGUCUUCAGCACAUCGCGCUCACCCUUGACGCACUACAAAGCGAUCGGCAGCUACAUAUCCCCAUAACUCGUGCCCUCACCUCGUUGGAAAUCAGCACAUUGUCACCGUUCCCCGCCAUCAUCACUCUACCGCUCCUGCAAGCGUGUAGAGAUACACUGCAGUCUCUCACCAUCAAGAUUCUGCAAGCGUCUGUCGACGCGGACGGCUCGUAUCUUACAAAUGCCUCCGAGUAUGAUCCUUUUGUCAUGAAGUCUCUCACUCAUCUCAGGCUCGUCGAUCCCGCCUGUUCCCUGCUGAAUCACAUGACUGCCCCAAUCAUCGAGGAACUUGUCCUAUCUGCCGUUCCCUCAUACGGCACGCGCUCCCUGCGAGGGUUUCUAAAGCGUGGAAAGGCCUCCGAUCAUCUCCAGACCCUAAGGGUGUACAAUGUUGAAGAACGGGAUCCUUCCGCGUGGAUGCCUUGCCUUCGCCUCUUGGAAAACCUCAAAGCCCUGCACUUCGACGACCUGCUGAUGAACAAAUCAUUUCUAGAAGAGAUGAUUAUACGCGAGAAUAAGCCUACCUUGUUUCCAUCGCUCGAAGGUAUCGCUAUCUGGCGGGUCCUCUGGAGUGACGUGGAGUUACACGAUCUCAUUGCCGAUCUGUGUACGUCCAGGGACAAAAGAACGACGAUAUAUGGCAAGGAUCGCGAAGCAUACACACGCCUAGCUUGGCUUGACGAGAGCUGGGAGAGGAACAUGAGGUUGCAAACCCAUGUAGCGUGAACUCACGCUGAGUUCGCUGCCAAAGCCCUGGCGAGGAUCUUUACGCACCGAUCCUGGCUUCUGCCCCCAACGAUCUCAUCGAGCUUUAAGGCGAGAAUAACGAUCACAUUCCGUCUUCAUCACUCGACACCCGCGAUGUACGACGAUCAGGUUCCAGUCGGGACCUUUUGCCUGUGAUUUUUCUUGUGCUGCGCGGCAGAAAGAUACUAUAGCACGCUGUAUGAAAUGAGAUCCGAGUCUACGGAAAAGGACACCGAACUAUAUCUACGUCGUUUCCUUGCACUCUUCCAAGAUCAGAUGAUGGAACAAUAGAUAUGUAGGGUAUAGGUACGAAUGGUCCAAUCAAGCAAUCCGAACGGCCGCCAUUUUCUCCUCUA